GCAAGCCCACGGCCUUCCCCCACAAGUCUUUCCGAACUAUGGCAACAAAGAGAGAUCCUUGAAAUUCGCGUCAUCCGGGCCGGUGUGUUUGCUCGGCGUUUCCAGAUGCGGGCAUAUUAGAGGGAGGAGAUCAAUGGUUGGCGGUUGCCAUUGUUCUCGGGUCCACCGCCGAGUCAUUGAAUCAGCCACACGUCUUUCUAUUCAUCACUGCAUUCCAACUGCAAAAAAAUCCAUCCGCUGUAUGUACAUGGUAUUCGCGCCGGUAGAAACACUCCCGGUUGUUUGUCGGGAGCUAAAGCCCACUCUUCUAUAUGGCCAUAUAUUCUAUACUGGAACCACCCGAUUGAGACCUAUGGGACAAGGUACUAGAUGGCGGUUGUUGAACCCCAGGGCCUCGAGCCAUUGCGUAGUCUUUAGGAUAUUAGCAAUGCAAGGAUGGAGGGCCCGAAUGAAUCAUUGCCUCUAGCAGCUGUUCCUGCGUGGCCCGAAUGAGAAAAGGUCGGUUUCAAUAUUUACGAGCUGGUCUUCUGUGCCCGUUCGUAGAUCCAGUCGUUGAGACCAGCACGGU
This is a messenger RNA of Aspergillus sclerotioniger CBS 115572, 568 nucleotides long. RefSeq lists its product as uncharacterized. Lineage: Eukaryota; Fungi; Ascomycota; Eurotiomycetes; Eurotiales; Aspergillaceae. The coding region runs from base 134 to 466 and encodes 110 amino acids. The transcript has a single exon. The record is from RefSeq and is a predicted model, not a curated record.